This is a messenger RNA of Hordeum vulgare subsp. vulgare (domesticated barley), 1759 nucleotides long. Its product is annotated as BAG family molecular chaperone regulator 7. The transcript is spliced from 3 exons. Lineage: Eukaryota; Viridiplantae; Streptophyta; Magnoliopsida; Poales; Poaceae. Gene Ontology annotation, biological process: protein folding. The record is from RefSeq and is a predicted model, not a curated record. The coding region runs from base 16 to 1503 and encodes 495 amino acids. Gene Ontology annotation, cellular component: plasmodesma.
UAAACCCAAACCCAGAUGCGGCGGGCGUGGUGCGUCUGUGUCCCAUGUGAAUCAAGGACGGAGCAAAGCUUUCUUGCCGCCCGGCAUCAUGUCAGCGAGUUAAUCAUGUGCGUGCGAUCCAUCGCUUUCUUCCCCACCCACACCCACACCCACACCCACAGAUCAGAUCCCUCUCCUCCUCCCCCUGCCCAGCUGACACUGACCAGUCUUCCAUCCGGACAGCGUCCCACUGCCACCGUCGUCCUCCGCCGCCCGCCGCCCGCCGCCAUGGGCUCCUCCCACCGCCACCUCAUGCGCCUGCUCGACGACCCCUUCUUCCCCUUCCCCCCACCGCCGCCCACCUCCUCCUCCUGCCCCUUCCUCCCACCUCCACUCUCAUCCCCCUUCGCCUUCCCCCACGACGACCUCCUCGACCUCUACCUCCCCGCCGACCCCUUCUUCCUCCCAACCCCACCCCCACCCCACUUCCCCGCCCCCACCCCGCACGCCUUCCUCCUCCACGACCUCACCGACCGCGUCGCCGCGCUCGAGCUCGCGGCCCGCGCCGCGGCCCCGCAGCCGGCCCGCCGCAAGUACACCUACGCCGCCGCCUCCCCGGGUGGCCGCAAGGUGAAGUGGACGGCCGAGGAGAAGCCCCGCGGCGGGGGCCGGUCCCUCAAGUGGGAGGCGGAGCUCGCCUCCCCCAACGACGACGGAUUCGACCGCAAGUGGAAGUGGGAGGCCAAGUCCAAGCCCGGCGCCGGAGGCAAGACCAAGACCAAGUGGGGCACCGAGAUCAAGGGCAAGGGCUCGCUCGAGCCGUGGUCCCACGCCUACACCUGGGAGGAGGACUUCAGCGCCUCCGACGAUGACGAGGAUGCCGACUACCCGGAGGAGCGCCGCAGGCCGGAGCAGAAGAAGGAGCCCAAGAAGAUCAAGGCCGCCGCCAAGGAGGAGAAGAAGCCGGCCAGGAAGUCCGUCCACAUCGAGGAGAUCCCCGAGGACAACACCGCCGGCUGCGACGCCAUCCGCAAGGCGUUUGCCAUGGGGAACGGCAAGGGGAAGGCCAAGGAGCUGUCGCCGCAGGACGCCGCGCUGCUCAUCCAGAUGAACUACAGGGCGCACCUCGCCCACCGUUCCCAGGUGCUCCGCUGCCUGCGUGAUCUCGCCGUGGCCAAGGCCAAGCUCAAGGAGCUCAGGUCCCUGUUCUACAACCUCUCCUACAGGCGCCGCCUCUCGCAUGACCACGAGGAGCGCCAGAGGUUCUCUGAGAAGAUCAUUGUCCUGCUCCUCACCGUCGAUGCGCUCGAGGGACCUGACUUCAUGGUGAGGACAGCGAAGAAAUCUAUGCUGGAGGAACUCGAGGGCAUGCUCGAGAUCGUGGACCCGCAGCCACCAGGGAAGCAGAGGUCGUUCAGCCGCCGCAAGUUUGAUCUUCCAGAGGGCGGGGCGAUCCCGAAUGAGAAAACUGCAGGCGUGAACAAUGCUGUCAGAGUCAUCAACACUGGCAAGGGCAAGCAGUAGGCACCGCCGCGCGCCUAGUUUAGUGGCUGGUACCAUGCCCGAUUGAUGGAGCUUGUAGCGCCGCUUUGUCUGUGAAUGGUCCGGUUCAUCUUAGAUUUCCAGUACCUUUGAGAUUUGAGAAGGAUUGAACUUGUCGUGCACCAUUAUUCAGGAUGUCGUAGCAUGUAAUGUAUGAUCCGUACCGGUACCAUUUGCUUUGGAUUUGUUGUACUGUAUGUUGUUGUUGAACUACCAGGGGAAGAGUUUGGUGCUUUAA